Messenger RNA from Aspergillus ibericus CBS 121593, 1467 nucleotides. It is a transcript of the gene xanG, whose product is annotated as cytochrome P450 monooxygenase xanG. NCBI's taxonomy places the organism in Eukaryota, Fungi, Ascomycota, Eurotiomycetes, Eurotiales, Aspergillaceae. The transcript is spliced from 4 exons. Gene Ontology annotation, molecular function: heme binding; oxidoreductase activity, acting on paired donors, with incorporation or reduction of molecular oxygen; iron ion binding. The record is from RefSeq and is a predicted model, not a curated record. Bases 1 to 1467 code for a protein of 488 amino acids.
AUGUUCUCAUUGGCCCUUGUACUCAUCUUGUCUCUGGUCGGACUGUACCAACACUAUCUAGCCCCGCCUCGUCAACCUCAUGGCAUCGGAGCCGUGCCGUUCUGGGUAACAUUGUUACCCCUGGUGAUGGACGUCGACCAGGAGAGACUCUUCCGCCGCUACAUCGCACCACGGUUACAUGACAAGGGAGCUGUCAAAAUCUUCUUCGGGGGGCAGUGGAACGUGCUCGUACAACGUCCAGAAUUUGUGGCCGAGGUACUAAGGCAGGAACAGAUUUACCACAAAAGCGGCAAUCAGAAGAAGAUUCCCUACAGUGUGCUGGCUGAAUUUCUCGGAUCCAACAUCAUCUCGGCACGUGGCGAGGAAUGGCGACAAUAUCGCGCUGUGAUUGGGCCCGGCCUGACAGGAACAUUUGACGUCGAGCCCAUGCUGGAGCGUGCAAGACAGCUGUGCUCCAUCCUUGUCGGGCUCCAGGGGGGUCAGGACCCUCGUGGGGUUUUUGUGCAAGAGCCCCUCCAGCGGUACUCGAGUGCGAACCUUUUGCAUUUCGUCCUUGGCCAACCCCAAUUGGCCCAGAAAAUGAUGAGCCGCGAACCAGUCCCUCUCCACCAGGUCCAGCUCACCCUGAAGCGAUACCUAUUCCAACCCCUCUACAUGAGCUUCCCGGUCCUGGAUCGCCUGAGCUGCAUCAUCCCGUCCCGCCGAAGGGCGCGCCAAUUGGUGCGAGAAUUCGCCGCCAUGCUCCAGGCGAGCAUCCUGCAAGGUGACGGACGGGAUGGCAGUGCAGGAACCCACCUAAUCCAUGCCUGGCAAGACGGAUUACUCACAGACCGGCAGUUCCGCGACAACCUGAUGGUUCUGUAUGUGGCUGGACAGGAGAAUCCUCAGCUGCUGAUGAUCUGGACGCUGUACCUCCUCGCCAAGUACCCAAACGUCCAAGCCCGAUUACGAGAGGAGAUUCGGUCUUCCGGCAUACUGGUGGUUCCACGCCCGGACUGGACGCGCUUGCCCUACCUGACCGCCACCAUCCUUGAAUGUCUCCGCCUCUUCCCUCCCAUCUCCCAAUUAAUCAACCGCCGCGUAUCCCAGCCCACUCAGUUGGGAGGGCACCUCAACCUGCCAGCGGGCACCUACGUCGGCUACCACAGCUACGCCACCAACCGGGACCCCGAGGCGUGGGGGCCCACGGCCAACGACUUUGAGCCCACGCGCUGGGGCGUAACCCAUGAGCAAAUUUCCCAAACCUAUCGCCAGAUGAAAGCCCGAGCGGCGUUCAUUUCCUUUCACGGUGGGGCACGCGCGUGCCUCGGAGAGAAGUUUGCCAUGCUGGAGAUCCGAACGAUGCUAUUCGUAUUGAUCCACCAAUUGCAGUGGAGGUUGGAUCCGGACUGGAAGGAUCAAAUGGCGCCAGCGGGACCACUCCAUCCUCGUGGCUUACGAGUAGUGUUCAGUCCGUGCGAGGAUUGA